Molecule: messenger RNA, 4047 nt
Organism: Momordica charantia (bitter melon)
Lineage: Eukaryota; Viridiplantae; Streptophyta; Magnoliopsida; Cucurbitales; Cucurbitaceae
Source: RefSeq, a predicted model, not a curated record
GCACGUAGGCUCCGCCAUGACCGUGGAUUGAUGAUCGGACGGCGGUGGUUGCGUCUCUGUGACUGCGUUUUCUGUCUUCGUCAAAAACAUUGUUGAAAUGAAGAAGGAAUAAUAACAGAACAGCCAUUCCGAAGGAUCAUAGGCCCACGCGAAUUUCCCCCCUUGCGAAUUGUUCUGAUUACUUCCUAAUUUUUCGAUUUCAAACCGGAAAAUUGCUGAAUAAUUGCCAAAUUAAUUUCCCAUUCCUUCUUUCGGUUCCAGAUUCCGUAAUGCCACGGUAAAAUCUGAUUUCUUCCUCUUCUAUCCUCUAUUCAAUUCACUACUUUGCUGCAUUUCUCUCUUUCUCUCCUAAUUUUUAAUUUCUCGGCUAUGGAACAAUUCGUUGGGUCUUGAUCGUAUUCGUAUCCUCCUGGAGGAUCUUAUUCCAGAGCUGAAAAUCCCUGAAGAUGGCUUCUGGGAGUAACACGGACAUGCUGUCAAUACCGAAUGAAGGUCACCAAGUGCCCAUUGGAAAUUUUGAAGAUAAUUUGCGGACUGAGCUUGAACUACUUCUGAGAGAGAAUUCCAAUCAUUCAGCAACAGGGAGAGAUGGAGAUCUGAAUAUUUACCGGAGUGGCAGUGCUCCUCCAACAGUUGAGGGAUCGUUAAGUGCUGUGGGCAGUCUAUUUACCAGCUCUUAUUUUAACGAGUUCAAUGCCAAGGGUAGUAAUAAUGAUAGGGUUUUAUCAGAAGAUGAGAUUCGCUCACACCCAGAUUAUCUUUCUUACUAUUAUUCGAAUGAUUAUAUCAAUCCAAGACUCCCUCCGCCAUUAGUAUCAAAAGAGGACUGGCGUGUUGCACAGCGGUUUCAGGGCAGCGGGUCUUCAUCGGGGCGCCAUGGGGAUUGGAACUGGAAGAAGCUAGGAGAUGGUAAUACUAGUCCAUCAUUGUUCUCUAUGCAGCCAGGACCUUCUGUACAGCGAGCAGAGAAAAUUAAUAGUAAUGUCACAGAGUUUGGGGAUGCUAAUGGAAAGAAUCUCUCCCGGAAGGCUCUAUCUGAGUGGCACGACAGGGGGAGGGAUGGUUUAGUUGGAUCAUAUAGCAAUGGGCUUGGUGCGAGAAGGAAGAGUUUUGCCAAUAUUGUUCAGGAGGGACUUGGUGAAUCUGCUUCCUUGUCUGGCCAAUUGUCACGCCCUGCAAGUCAUAAUUCUUUUGGGGAUGUUGACACUAUGGGAAUUGCUGAUAUAAAGCCACCAGGAUUGUGUAAUGGAGUGGGUCCUAUUGAGGACUUGCAUAACUCAGGCCCCCCUGGCUUUGUUGGAGUUCAGAGUCAUAACAAAGCAAUGUCCCAUUCCUUUCUGAAUCCUAAUUGUUCACCUCUCUCAAGAAGCACGACUCCUGAACCACAGCUAGUUGGAAGGUCUUCAAGUUCUGGUCUACCUCCUGUUGGCAGUAGAGUUUUUCCUGUGGAGAAAAAGAACAUAACUUUGUCCAAGGUCCAAAAUGGUCAUUCUGCUGGGUUUACUGAACUGCCUGACAUAUCUGGCUUGCACCUGUCAGCAAUUAGACCUGAAGAUGGAGUCAAUGGGGUCCAAUCUCAGCUUCAACUGGAUCUUGGUGAACAGUCUAAUUUCCUGAUCAACAUGUCCAAUGGUAUUCACACACGUGCUCGACCUGAGUUUAGUGACAAAAAGCUCUCAAAACCAAGUGAUUAUAUUGACCUAGCAAGGACAAGUGGGAUUGUAAUGAACCCUAGAGCGCCUACAAUGAGUUCCCACGAUCAUGUUAACUUUCCCAAACGAACGUCUUCUUCUACCAGUCUAUACUCCAAAGCAAAUUCAUCAGGCUUCGGAAGUAAGGAAGGGCCAACCAGACACCUUCUAAAUGCAAAUGUUCAGAGUGUAGAUUUGGCUGGAUAUACUUCUGGUGAUCUUGCAAUGAAUAUGAAUCACAGUUCUGCUGUUAAUGGCUAUGCAGCUUCUGAUCAUAUUAAGCUGUCAUCUGGAAGUUCUGAUCGUGCAAUCCAUGCUGGAUCUUGUUUGCAGCCUCAUAACUACUUUGAUAUUUCUCGAGGAGACUUGCAUGGCCUUAGAAAUGCCUAUCUUGAAGCCUUGCUUGCUCAACAAAAGCAGCACUACGAGUUGUCACUUUCAGGUAAAUCAAGUGCUUAUAAUCACAGAUUGUAUGCAAAUCCUCCAUAUGGUACUGGCAUCCCAUAUCUGGCAGACCAAGUGUUGGAUUCUGGUCUUUCUUCCGUUGGACAUGGAGGUGCAAUGCUGCAUAAUGAACGACUCUUACGCUUUAACUCGACGAUGAGAAAUUCAAUAGGGGCCCAUGGGUCUUGGCAGCCGGAUAUUGGCAAUAAUGCAGAUAGAAGUUUUCCGUCUACUUUAUUGGAUGAGUUCAAAAGCAACAAGACUAGAUCUUUUGAGCUUUCAGACAUUGUUGAUCAUGUCAUUGAAUUCAGUAUGGAUCAGUAUGGAAGUCGUUUUAUUCAGCAAAAGCUGGAAACAGCCAAUGUGGAAGAGAAAACAAAGAUAUUUCCUGAGAUAAUUCCACAUGCUCGUACCUUGAUGACUGAUGUCUUUGGAAAUUAUGUCAUUCAGAAAUUUUUCGAACAUGGUACUGAAAUUCAACGGAAGGAGUUAGCUGACCAACUUUCAGAACAUGUUUUGCCCCUCAGUCUUCAAAUGUAUGGAUGCAGAGUGAUUCAAAAGGCCUUGGAGGUAGUUGAUUUGGAUCAACAGACUCAAAUGGUUGCCGAGCUUGAUGGUUCGGUAAUGAAAUGUGUCCGUGAUCAGAACGGAAACCAUGUUAUUCAGAAAUGUAUCGAGUGCGUCCCUCAAGAUAGAAUUCAGUUUAUUAUAUCAGCAUUUUAUGGGCAAGUCCUGGCACUAUCCACCCAUCCUUAUGGCUGCCGUGUUAUUCAGAGGGUAUUAGAACACUGUGAUGAUGUGAAUACACAACAAAUUAUCAUGGAUGAAAUCAUGCAAUCCGUUUGCCUGCUGUCACAAGAUCAAUACGGAAAUUAUGUUAUUCAGCAUGUCCUUGAAUUUGGUAAACCACAUGAACGAUCUGCUAUUAUAAAUAAGCUGGCAGGGCAGAUUGUAAAGAUGAGUCAGCAGAAGUUUGCUUCUAAUGUUGUAGAGAAGUGCUUAACAUUUGGCAGUCCUGAGGAACGUCAACUACUAAUUAACGAGAUUCUUGGUUCCACUGAUGAGAACGAACCAUUGCAGGCAAUGAUGAAGGAUCCAUUUGGGAACUAUGUCGUCCAGAAGGUUCUGGAGUCGUGCGAUGACCAGAGUCUUGAGUUGAUUCUCUCCCGUAUCAGGGUUCACUUGAAUUCCCUCAAGAGGUAUACUUAUGGUAAACAUAUCGUCUCUCGUGUUGAAAAGCUCAUCACGACCGGAGGUGAGAGGCAUUACUUCUUCAUUUUCAUGCCAGUUUUGGAUUGCUUUGUUAGUGUAGUAGCAACUCAUCAUGAUAAACUGGUUCAUGAUUUGCAGAAAGGAGAAUUGGACAGUCGUCGUCUUCAUUCUCCUCGUCCUAGAGCAGUUUGCCCGUUGUCAACAAGUCAUCAGAAAGAAUUCCUUUUCUUUUUCUUCUUGUUGCAGAUAAGAGAAUGGAAAUGUAGGGGAGUCAUCUUUCAGCUGACAGGAUAUAGUUAUUUUGUAAAUAAACAAGAAAACGAUGAAAGCCCACGUUACAGAACACGACAGGGGCGGGCAAGAAGAGUCCAUGUAAAUGAGAAUAACAAAAUUGGAGAAAGAAUUUGUAUAUUUUGCGUUCCUCACUUUCUUGGAACUUCGCUGCAGGUAGAGAGAAGUUCAAUAUUUAAUGUAAAGCCUAAACCCAAAUGUAAACGACUGAAGAAGUAAAGCUAAUAUAGAUAUAUAUAUCAUAUAUCAUAUAUCAUAUAUAUGUAAUGUAAGGAAGGAAGCUAUAAGAGCUUGUAAGUGGAGUGUUGUAAACCAAACCAUCUAUUUUGAAUUUUCCACUGCAUAAAUUAUGAUGUAAAUACUGACUACUGAAUAAUUUUCAUAAAUUAGUGAUUGCAUUUGAUACUGA